UUGUCCAGCCCCCCUACCAGCCCUUUUCCCAGGCCUUUCGUCGAGCAUUUCGCGUGCAUUUCCGUUUCCCCCUCGUAUCGUUUUCCCUUGUAUCGUCUUCCUAGGGUUUUUUUGCAUCGAAUAAUCAGAGGAGAGGGAAGAAAGAAUCUCUGCAAAAAAAAAAAAAGAGGGGUUUCUUUUUUGAAGGUUUCAGGCGGAAGAAAAAGGACCAAUAAAAAAAAAGGAGAAUUUUUUUUUGGCUGCUCGGGAGAGAGGAUGGCGCAGGUUCAGGUUCAGCCUCAGAAUGCGAUGCCGGGAGUGAACGCCGGGCCGAACCAGUACGCCACGACGUCGCUCUACGUCGGGGAUCUGGACUUCAACGUCACUGAUUCCCAGCUCUACGAUCUGUUCAACCAGGUCGGCCAGGUGGUCUCGGUCCGCGUCUGCAGGGACCUGACCACCCGGCGGUCGCUCGGCUAUGGCUACGUCAAUUACAGCAGCCCAAUUGACGCUGCUCGGGCUUUGGAGAUGCUGAACUUUACUCCUCUUAAUGAGAAGCCAAUACGGAUAAUGUAUUCUCAGCGCGAUCCUAGUGUCCGUAAAAGUGGAGCUGGAAAUAUAUUCAUCAAGAAUUUGGACAAGGGAAUUGACCAGAAGGCAUUACAUGAUACAUUUUCUGCUUUUGGGAAUAUCCUCUCUUGCAAAGUUGCUACUGAUCCUUCUGGUCAGUCAAAAGGCUAUGGCUUUGUACAAUAUGAUAAUGAGGAAUCUGCUCAGAAAGCUAUAGAGAAGCUGAAUGGCAUGCUAUUGAAUGACAAGCAAGUGUAUGUGGGACCCUUCCUUCGUAAGCAGGAAAGAGAAAGCGCUAAAGAUAGGACUAAAUUUAACAAUGUGUAUGUGAAAAACCUAUCAGAGUCGACUACUGAAGAAGAGUUGAGAACAGUUUUUGGAGAGUUUGGACCAAUUACUAGUGUUGUGGUGAUGAGAGAUGGGGAUGGUAAAUCCAAAUGUUUCGGAUUUGUGAACUUUGAAAAUUCAGAUGAUGCUGCUAGAUCAGUUGACGCUCUAAAUGGGAAGAAAUAUGAUGAUAAGGAAUGGUAUGUUGGGAAAGCUCAAAAGAAAUCUGAGAGGGAAGUUGAACUGAAACAUCGAUUUGAGCAGAGCAUGAAGGAAGCGGCUGAUAAACUUCAAGGGGCGAACUUGUAUAUAAAGAAUUUAGAUGAUAGCAUAGACGAUGAGAAGCUUAAGGAGCUGUUCUCUCCAUUUGGUACCAUUACGUCGUGCAAGGUUAUGCGAGAUCCUAAUGGCAUUAGUAGAGGAUCGGGAUUUGUUGCUUUCUCUACUCCUGAAGAGGCUUCCAGAGCUCUCUCUGAGAUGCUCGGCAAAAUGGUUGUCAGCAAGCCUCUGUAUGUUGCACAUGCACAAAGAAAAGAGGACCGAAGAGCCAGGUUGCAGGCUCAAUUUUCUCAAAUGAGGCCAGUUGCAAUGGCACCCACUAUUGCUCCCCGCAUGCCAUUUUAUCCACCUGGAGGUCCAGGUAUUGGCCAACAACUAUUCUACGGUCAAGCCCCUCCUGCUGUCAUGCCUCCCCAGCCUGGGUUUGGGUAUCAACAGCAGCUUGUUCCUGGUAUGAGACCUGGUGCAGCUCCCAUGCCAAAUUUCCUGGUGCCUAUGGUUCAGCAGGGGCAGCAAGGUCAGCGACCAGGUGGGAGACGUACAGGAGUUGUUCAGCAAUCGCAGCAGCCAGUCCCAAUGAUGCAACAGCAGAUGCUUCCAAGGGGGGGACGCCUUUAUCGAUACCCUCCUGGACGUGGGUUGCCUGAUAUGCCAGUGCCUGGUGUGGCAGGAGGAAUGAUACCUAUGCCAUAUGACAUGGGUGGAAUGCCGUUACGUGAUGCACCAAUAUCUCAGGCUGUUCCAAUUACAGCUCUGGCUUCUGCCCUAGCAAACGCUAGUCCAGAUCAGCAGAGAACGAUGUUGGGUGAGAAUCUUUAUCCGCUGGUGGAACAGCUGGAGCCUGAGGCAGCAGCCAAAGUCACUGGCAUGCUUCUGGAAAUGGAUCAGACUGAGGUCUUGCAUUUGCUGGAGUCUCCAGAAGCCCUGAAAGCAAAAGUGGCUGAAGCGAUGGAGGUCCUUAGGAGUGUGGUGCAGCAACAGGCUGGUGGCACCGCCGAUCAGCUGGCAUCUCUUUCUCUGAGUGACAACCUUGUUUCCUGAGUGCUGGUGAUGAGCUUGCGGCUUUUGAGACGCCGGAUUUUGAGACCGUUCUAUUUGAUGGCUUUGAGACUUUGAUUGAGUUGCUUUGUUAGGCAGAUAUAGGGUUUGCCUGAUGUGGUGAGCAUCUCCAGGAGUUUGUGAGGAGUUGGAAAGACCUAGAAGAUUAUUUUGUCUUGUUUUUUGCUUGAGAUUUGAUUUUUGUGAGGGCGAUUGCACACUUUGUUUUGCUUGAUAUAUCGUGCUUACAUACAGUGAUCUCCAUUCCCA
Molecule: messenger RNA, 2463 nt
Organism: Syzygium oleosum
Lineage: Eukaryota; Viridiplantae; Streptophyta; Magnoliopsida; Myrtales; Myrtaceae
Product: polyadenylate-binding protein 8-like
Exons: 9
Coding region: 256-2196 (646 amino acids)
Cellular component (GO): ribonucleoprotein complex
Molecular function (GO): RNA binding
Source: RefSeq, a predicted model, not a curated record